AUGCGUCAAUCGUUUGAUCGAUUACAAAUCGGAACUUCAUCAAUAACAAUUAAUUCCGUUUCGUCAUCAACAUCAUCAUAUCAAGUAACAUCAAAUAAUACUGUUCGAGAACAAAUAUCUUCAUUAGAUCGAUAUUAUUCUAUCUGCAAAAUGCCUUCAUUAUCUAAUUCAGUAAUAACUUUUAUCAAACAACAACUGUGUUUUAAAGAAGAAUUGCAACAUUACAUAUCUACAGCUCAUACUGGUCGAAGUUUUAGUCACUACUGGUGUCAAAAUAAAGUACUUCUUCCACAACUGUCACAGUUGGUCAAACGGUACAGCUGUAUACCCUGUACCAAUGUACCCAGUGCAUCAGCAUUUAGCGUCGCAGGGUAUUUCGAUCGUAAAAAUCGUGCAUGGCUUUCGUCGACUACGUUACGAUAUUCGAUGGUUGUACGUAAUUAA
This is a messenger RNA of Rotaria sordida, 444 nucleotides long. NCBI's taxonomy places the organism in Eukaryota, Metazoa, Rotifera, Eurotatoria, Philodinida, Philodinidae. The record is from the annotation of a GenBank genome assembly.